This is a messenger RNA of Pestalotiopsis fici W106-1, 513 nucleotides long. RefSeq lists its product as uncharacterized. The transcript has a single exon. The record is from RefSeq and is a predicted model, not a curated record. Bases 1 to 513 code for a protein of 170 amino acids. Gene Ontology annotation, molecular function: carbon-sulfur lyase activity. NCBI's taxonomy places the organism in Eukaryota, Fungi, Ascomycota, Sordariomycetes, Amphisphaeriales, Sporocadaceae.
AUGGCUCAUGAUACUAUAGCGCCAGCCAAGCCCGAGGGGCCGUUCUCCGGGGGCUGUGCGUGUCGGGCAGUGCGCUACACGCUGCCGAAGCGCCCUAUCUACAUUCACGCGUGCCACUGCCGGUACUGCCAGCGGGAGACGGGAUCCGCGUUUGCGCUCAACGCCAUGUACGAGAGCCACCUCGUCCACCUGGUACCAGAGUCCCAGCAGCCAGAGCUCGUUCAGACCCCUGCCGCGUCCGGCAACCCGCAGACCAUUGCCCGGUGUCCCGCGUGCCGCGUCGCUGUGUGGAGCCAUUACGGCGGGCUUGGCGAUCGCCUCAAGAUUGUCCGGGUCGGCACGCUGGAUGAGCCGGAUACGUGGGGCUUUGCGCCCGAGAUGCACAUUUACACCAGCACCAAGCAGCCAUGGGUUUUACUGAAUGGCGACGUGCCACAAGUGGCAGAGUAUUACGAUCGCAAGGACUACUGGCCUCAAGAAAGAUUGGAUCGGUUUGCAAAGGCAUUUGCUUGA